AAAUGAUUAUGAUAUGGGACCUUUAAGGGUAACACCGGGUUUGUGAAUAAUUUCCUACACUGCUUCAAUGGUAAGGAAUCUCCAUGGCAACCGCGGUGUUUAGACGAUCGGUUGCUUGGCAACAUCGCGUACGUGAAAGAUUCUUCCGCUCGUACAAGCCGCCAGGUUUGCUUUUCGCUCUUCAGUUUGUAAAACAGUUUAAGUAGCCGAGUGUAACUGAAAUGUAAUUGAAGUGUAACUGCAGUUUAAGUGCAGUGUAACUGAAGUGUGAGGAGGGAAGUGUUCCUCAGACAUCCAGAACCAUUUGAAAGCCUUCUCUUUGUAUGUUCGGGAGGCUGCUAGCAGCUAACGGUAGUCACCUGCAGAACACUAAAGAAGAUGUUGGCAACAGAGGAAACAGCCCAGAAACCAAGUCCUGUUUCCUGAAUGUGGUAACGCUAGUGCUAGCUCAGACUCCAACAGAACCCCGGUCCCGGUGCUCUGCUGCAGAGGGACGUUGUUCUGCUCUGUGAGCUACAGGAACUAACUAGUGAACUAACAGGUAAUAGGGUAGACAUUGGACCUACUGAAUGGCAAAAGGAAGACGUUCUCUGGCACUGUACUUUUCUGUGAGAGGCAGCCGAGGAUGCCUGUGAGAGAUUCAACCCUCAACACCUCACAGUUGGAGAUUGGAGAUUGGAGAUCAACCAUGGCUGUCUCUGCUAUCAGGAAUUGGUGGAAUACCCACCAGCUGGACAAAUCGGACACCAAUGACUCAGAGGAAGACGAGGAGGAAUUAGCAGGGAGGAGGCAGUUAUCUCUGAACCUGAGUCAGACUCUGCGGACCAGGCAGCUGCUCAUAGACUUCGAUGGUGGCCGACCUAUAUUGAGUCUCCGGGCACCGCUGGACCUGGUUACCUUUCCAUCUAUCUCCUGCCCCCGUUGGCCCAUAGAGUGUGACGUCAUCGGCGACAUCAUCCAUCACAUAGAGUGGGACCCCCCCGAGCCAGAGCCUUUCUACCAGCCCACAGGACAUGAGAGGACACCCAUGCCAGCAGGAGAGGAGAGGAAGAAAGUGGUAUAUUGCACUGACUAUGCCACUAAGAGGCCCUAUUUCACCUGCUCCCGUGUCGGAGGAAGCAGGGGGCCCAUUAAGAGCGCCACUUCUUAUGACAAUCAGACAGACUUCACCCUUGAGUUUGAGUCACGCUUUGAAAGUGGGAACCUUCAGAUGGCUGCGCAAGUGGGUGUCUAUGACUAUGAGCUCACCUUGCGUACAGACAUGUACACCAGAAAGCACACGCAGUGGUUUUACUUCAGGGUCAGGAACAUGAAGGCCGGAGUGUCAUACUGCUUCACCAUCAUCAACCUGAUGAAAAGCAGCAGCCUGUAUUCUCAGGGCAUGAGACCACUCCUCUACUCGGAGAGGGCGGCCAACGAGAAAAGUGUUGGAUGGCAACGUGCCGGCUCCAAUAUCGGAUACUACCGCAACGGUAGUCAGAAUACAAAGGACAACAACGACGACACAAUCACCCUGUGCUCACUCACCUGGACCCUCCAGUUCCCUUAUGACUCCGACACCUGCUACCUGGCCCACUGCUACCCCUACACCUAUUCCCACCUGCAGCGCUACCUGAGGUGCAUUACUUCCAACCCAGCAGUUGCGUCGUACUGUACACUGCGGGUGCUGUGCCACAGCCUUGCUGGGAACGCAGUGUAUGUGGUGACAAUAACGUCCCGGGGGGUCGGCAGGGAGGAGGGUAAAACCAAAAAGGCUGUGGUGGUGACGGCCAGAGUGCACCCCGGAGAAACCAAUGGAUCCUGGAUGAUGGAGGGGCUCCUAGACUUCUUGCUCGGGGACUCAGAAGAUGCCCAGCUGCUCAGGGACACUUUUGUUUUUAAGGUGGUGCCAAUGCUGAACCCAGAUGGUGUUGUAGUGGGCAAUUACCGCUGCUCUCUGGCAGGCAGGGACCUCAACAGAAAUUACAAGACAUUGCUGAGGGAUUCCUUCCCCUGUGUGUGGCACACCCGAAACAUGGUGGAAAGGCUGAUGGCUGAGACGGAUGUAGUUCUUUACUGUGACUUUCAUGGCCACAACCGUAAAAACAAUGUCUUCAUGUACGGUUGCAACAGCCGUGGUGAUGCUUCGCUGAAGCUUCACGAGAGAGUCUUUCCACUAAUGAUGAGCAAGAAUGCCAGUAAUAAGUUCUCCUUUAACAGUUGUAAGUUUCGGGUGCAGAAGAGCAAAGAGGGAACAGGACGAAUCGCCAUGUGGAAACUUGGCAUCAAAAACAGCUACACUAUGGAGGCCACCUUCGGAGGCUCCACUCUGGGCGACAGGAGAGGAACACAUUUUACUACUCGAGACCUGAAGUCCCUCGGCUUUUACUUCUGUGACACCCUGCUGGACUACUGUGACCCAGAUCCAACAAAGACCACUUACUGUCUAACAGAGCUGGCAGCGCUGUUGACAAAGGAGGUCAGAGAGAGGCUGGGCAAGGAUGUUGGCACUGACUGCAACUUCUCUGUGUCUGACCUGGAAACCAGCACCAGUGGUUCAAAUAGUUCCGAUUCUGACGGACUCCCAGUUCAUCUACUGAACCAGCCACAAACUGUCCAUCCAGAGAGUCCCACCCACCGAAUCAGUCCUGGUCCGAUCCACGAUCCCCCCCUCCCCCCAAUGUUAAAAUUAACAAAUCGCCUACUGCUCCAAACUUCAAUGAAAGAAAAGAAAAAGAAACGCUUGAAGAGUUGUAAAGAGAGGAACAGGCUGCAGGCAGAGAGAGUGAAGAAUAGUACACAGCCAAAGGUCCUGCAGCGCCGCAUAAAAGAUACUGAGUCCAACCUGCCCCAUGAGGACACAGUUAAAGAGAGCAUCCCAGAGAGGCCUGUUGGAGCACACAGGAAGAAAUGGCAGGUGAACGGCCUGAUAAGAAAAGCUGUGAUUCCUCCUCCCAACGCUCACCCUGGGGAGGUCAGUCAGGUGACUCUAUGGCAGGGCUGCAAGCCUGUCAAGGACGAAGGAAACAUGAAAGCUGCAGGCCCGCGUCACAGGGUAACAGCUUGUCCACAUCUCAGCACAUACACGGCUGUGUCACCUCACACAGAUGACCUGGGGAUGUAUACAGGACAGUGGGAAUGCUCCUCCCAGCUGCUGCACCUGAGUGCUCUCCUUCCACCUUCACCGAAUGUCAUACACUCCAACCAGCAGCAGCACCGCUGCCCCCGGCAAUCCCUCGUGUCCUGUAAAGUCUACAGAGGGCUGCCACCUUCCCUUACAGCGCCUCACAGGUCCCCCUCAUCCAUGUACAUCCAGAUGGUUCCAGACAUUGUUCCAACAAAGCACUUGUUGUCAAAUUUCACCACCCACAAGUUCAACGACCAGCAUGUUUUAAGAGACAGAAACUCUUCACGUGUCUUGGAUCGUUACUCCAUCUCCCAUGCAGACACGACCAAGACUGAAUGGCAGAAUGAGGAACAGGAAGAAGUGGGGUUGUCCCUGUUGAGACGUAUACCACUUAGAGAGCAGAGCCAGAGAGAUCUCACUCCUGACAUCCCCCGGAGAGAAACUGAAUCACGCAGCAGUUUAUUUGUGCCUGUUCUGAGGGGCACAGACCUGAGAGGAAAAAGAAUAUGCAAAGAGACUUGGGAGGACAAAAGGCACCCGGGUGUUUUAUCCCCUGUGUCAAAGCCUUCAGGCCUCAUGAAGAUGGAACUUCCACGUCCACAGAGCGACGCCCUCGGUAAGCUUCAUGCUAAGGGCAUCGGGCACUAUCACUGUGGAAGAGAAAGCCAAAUAAGUCCGACAGCGGUCACAAGAUCAUCCCAGUCUGCCCUGCUGUAGGGCACAAGUAAAACUCUCUAGAAAUAGUCUUAAAAAUCACAUUCAAAUGGAGAUCUUUGAUGUUUUUGCACAAUGUUAACAACAAUGCUAAAUCUAGUGUUGAUAUUGUUGAGGGCAAGAUUUGUAGACAACAAAUGACUACAAUGUUACAUUAGCUGCCUAAUAAAUUAUGCACAGGC
Messenger RNA from Sebastes umbrosus (honeycomb rockfish), 4002 nucleotides. RefSeq names its product ATP/GTP binding protein-like 2 (gene agbl2). Gene Ontology annotation, molecular function: metallocarboxypeptidase activity; zinc ion binding. The transcript has 23 exons. The coding region runs from base 626 to 3823 and encodes 1065 amino acids. Lineage: Eukaryota; Metazoa; Chordata; Actinopteri; Perciformes; Sebastidae. Gene Ontology annotation, biological process: proteolysis. The record is from RefSeq and is a predicted model, not a curated record.